Molecule: messenger RNA, 1263 nt
Organism: Arachis ipaensis
Lineage: Eukaryota; Viridiplantae; Streptophyta; Magnoliopsida; Fabales; Fabaceae
Source: RefSeq, a predicted model, not a curated record
AUGUCAGGUAUAUUUACGGACACUGAGAAGAAUGAGCAAUACCAGGAGGACGAUGACAUUAACCAACAAGAAGAGCUACUUGCAUUUGAUUUUUAUCUGAAGUACUCAAAGUCGAAGGGUUUUAGUGCAAGGAAGAGCAAGACCUUCAAGAAUAGUAUUGGCGAGAUUUACAAACAAAAGUUUGUAUGUCAUAGGCAAGGAUUCAGGGAGGAGAAAUAUUACACGAUGGAAAAAAGGAAGAAGGAGCCUAGAUUGGAAACAAGAACUGGGUGUGAAGUCCGAAUGGAUGUUAAAUUUGUACCAAAAAUUGGAAGGUGGCAUAUCUUUUAUUUCUCUGACGAACACAACCAUGAUCGAUUGGAUACACAAUUCAGUGCUAUGUUGCCUACCCACAGAAAAAUAUCAGAGGUAGAUAUUAUGCAAAUGAUGAACAUGCUAAAGUCUGGGAUUAGCACUUCACAGAUAUUUGGUCUUCUAGCUAGUCAAGCAGGCGGGUAUGAAUUUGUUGGCUAUGGUCCCAGAGAUAUGUACAAUGAGAUUGUUCGGCAAAGGCAUCAAAUUUCUGGUGAUGCGGCACGAGUGUUAAAGAAGUUGGAGGAUAUGCGGUUGAAGGAUCCACAAUUAUAUUUCAAGGCAUGUCAUGAUUCAAGAGGUUUGUUACGUAACUUGUUCUGGUCUGACGGGAUUAGCCAACUAGACUACCAACUCUUUGGAGAUGUUAUUGAUUUUGAUGCUACGUACAAGAAGAACAAGUAUAGUUGUCCAUUAGUCAUAUUUAGCGGGGUUAACCACCACAACCAAACAAUUGUUUUUGUUGCUGCGUUAAUUGUGGACGAAACUACUGAUGCAUAUAUUUGGCACCUGCGUCAGCUCAUGUUUGCAAUGAAGGGUAAGACCCCGACCUCAAUAAUAACUGAUGGGGCCAUGGCGAUUAGGAAUGCAGUAAGAGAAGUAUUUUUCGAAGUCAGACAUAGAUUAUGCGAUUGGCACCUUAUUCGAAAUGCAACUAGUAAUGUUGAAAAUCCAUCGUUUACAUUUAAAUUCAGAAAAAUCAUGUUGGGAGAUUACGAGAUUUUCGUGUUUAAGCGUAAGUGGGUUCAGCUUAUUGAAGAAUUUGGCCUUGAGGAUAAGCCGUGGGUGAAUAACAUGUAUGAAGAGAAGCAUAUGUGGGCUACUGCAUAUAUAAGAGGAAAAUUCUUUGCUAGCUUUAGAACUACCUCAAGAUGUGAAGGUUUACACUCAGUUGUGGCAAGACUUGUAUAG